UCGGGCCGUACGGUUGUUAAGCUAAAUACAAACGGGAACGUAUAUAUUAAAAGAAACUUUAAGAAUAGGGAUAAUAAAUAAGCAACUGCAAUAAUUUAAUUUAAAGCUAUAAUAUAAACGGAAAAUAAAUCUAAACAUAAAUAAAAUUAUAUAAAUAAUAAACCUUUGAAAAGGAAAUGAAAAAAUUAUUGAAAAAUUUUCUCUUCUAACCAUUAAAAGGGCUUUAAAAACUAAAUAAUUGCCUGCGGUUUUUCAGAGUAUAAAUAUUAUUGUGGGCUACAUGCUGGGUUCCUACAUUUAUGUGGGUGUAUAAGUAAAAAAAAACCAAGUUAAAUGAGUGCGUGUAUAUAGUAUGUUCAGGUGUGUGUGUGUGUGUGCCUAAGGAUGAGUGUGUGAACUGUGGCACAACUUGUAUUUGAUGUGUUUUUUGGCUUUUUAAAACAUUUUGACAAAUACAAAUGCAUAAAUUAUGAAUGAAACUACCGUUAAGUGCGUGACAACUUAUAAUUUGUUAUACAAAAACAAAAUCCUACAACCACAAUAAUAACAAUAACAAAUCGAAAUAUAACAAAAACAGCAAUCAAAUUUAAAUGUUUACAACAUUAAACAAAAUACCAAUACAACAACAAUAAUAUAAUUAUAAAAACCAAACUAAAAUAACAAAAUUAAAUAAAAUCCCUUCAAUACAAUAACAAAUUCCCAUAAAUAAAUCUAUUUGGAAAAUUUCCUUAAAAUAAUAUAUAAAAAUAAAUCAUAUUAAAAACAAAGUGUAUUUAUAAAAACAAUAAAUUUUGUUAAACAAAAGAUUAAAUGAAAUAUUUAUAAAGAAAACAAAACAAACACGUGCUGUUUUUCUUAGCGAUGGCACCCCUUUUUUUGUGUAACAAAUUUGCCAUUAAUCAUCAUAAUUCGUUCAUUUAUCUUAAUAAUUUUAACUUGAAAAACCAUUGAUUACAUGAACGUUUAAAACAAUAUAGUGUGUGCGGUUUUAUAAAACUUUAGUUAAACGUUGUUUAUUAUUUUGUUUUGUUUCAAUUGCUCUCAUUUUUUCGCUGGUUUUUGUGUUUAACAACUGAAACCAACUGUUUGGCAUAUUUAUUGUUCUCGGUUUUAGGUGAACGUUUCUGUGUUUCCUAUUUUAACCAACCUUAAUGGCUAAUGGCUUUUGAAGGAUUGCAAAAAUAAAUGAUUAAUUAUGCACAAAUUACUUUGGUGAAAAGUAUUAAAGAAAGGAAAGAGUAACAAAAAAACAUAAAAAACUACAUUUCGAAAAAUAUUGUUUUCUUUUCUGCUAUUUCAUUUUAAAUGCGGUUGAGCGAUAUUAAUAACAAAACUAACAACUAUUUCAACAAAAUUUUAUGAAAACAAAAAAACAACAAUACACAAUUGAAAAAGAAAUAAGCCAGAAGAAAAUCAUAAGAAAUGGCCAACAAUAAGAAAGUUAAAAGAGGCUUUUACCAACUACCAGCAAAAGUACCAGCAAGUGCAAUAGCAGCAACAACAACAAUAAUAAAUGAAAAUAACACUAGACAACGCCAAAAAGCAGCAAAACUCAAAACAAGAAGCCAUUGUAACUUUACUAAUACUAUUUGCAACAUGAAUAACAACAGCAAUAGAAAAACCAACAGCAAUAAAUGUUUGCAAAAAAGCAAAAAAGAUACUGACACAGAUAGUAGAAGUAGCAACUGCAACAAUAGUUGUAGUAGUAGUUUUAGUGUUAGCCCUAGUUGUAGCCAAAGUUUAAGUUUAUUUUAUUUUAGUUGUAACAGUCCAAACAGUAUUAUUACUUUCAUUACAACAACUAUAUGUUGUUGCAUACGCUACGUAUACAAACGCUGUUAUUGGUGGUGGUCUUUGCAACAGCAUCAACAACAAAAACAGUACAAAAUUAAAACCAAAACUUUAUCCAAUUUCUACGCUGCUCCUGCAACAUCUAUAACUCCUACAGCAACUACAAUAACAACGUCACCAUUCUCAUCAUCUUCGUUUAACAACAGGAACUUUUGUUCAUCUUUAAAAUGGCAUUUCUUCUUAUGGCUUUUCCUUUCUAUAUUGG
Molecule: messenger RNA, 2056 nt
Organism: Lucilia sericata (common green bottle fly)
Lineage: Eukaryota; Metazoa; Arthropoda; Insecta; Diptera; Calliphoridae
Product: dual specificity protein kinase splB-like
Exons: 2
Source: RefSeq, a predicted model, not a curated record